AUGAGGAUGCACGAUGUUAUCUCGAUCAAAAACGUCCUGCCUGGAUCUCAGGGUUGGACCUGCAAAGUAACUGUGCAAGAGAAGCAGCAGAUAACUGGCUCAACAAUGACGCCAACAAAAAAGCAAAAACUUAUUUUGCUGGAUCCAGAGGGAUCACAAGUAGAGGGAAUUAUAUUCAAUAAUGACAUCCCUAAGAUCAGCCCUCGCCUUCAGAUUUAUAAAAAGUAUCUCAUUUCAGAUGCCAUUGUAAGACUAAUUCCAGAAAAAUAUCAAACUUCUGACCUGAAGAUCCAGUGCGUUAUCACCAGCCGAACGGUCAUUGAACGAGCCAAUGAUGAUGAUGACAUUCUCCCUGUGAAGUUUAACUAUACAGAGUUCAGCAAUCUUGUGAAUUUCAUCGAUGACAAAGAAAAAUCAGUUGGUCAGCUUCAGCAUUAUGUUCUUGGUAUAGUUGUUCAGUCACUAGAUGUCGAGAAAAUUCUUAAAUUCUUGAUCAUGCUCACUGGACCAGGGGCUUCUUUCGUCACAAUGCUCGCUAAAUGCGAGCUGAGUUGCCUGGCCAAGAACCUCGCAUUUGUUAAAUGCGAGGUAUAUGACCUCGCAUUUGACAAAUGCGAGACUGUUGUCUUGUCACUGUGGGAUGAUUUUGUAACUCACGAAGGCUAUCAGAUGACGCAUACCAUCCAGAAUCAGCCUGUUGUUGUUUGUCGCAGAGUCACGCUAUCUACCUGGUUUGACUCUGCAAUUCUUAUUGAUCCUCCUAUAGAAGAAGCUGGAAACCUAAAGAAAUGGGCUAGGAAAAAUUCUCAGGUACUUAGUGUCCUUGUAACUGACGCAGCUUACAUGAAGUUCAAUCCUGAUGUGACUCUUAAACCAGAUCAGAAAAUUACUAAAAUUAUCCUUUUAAAACCAGCACAAAAGAGCUCGUGGGUCAAAGUGUCCUUCUCGUUUGAGCACAUCUUCCAGAAAUUCUGGUACAUGGGAUGCAAAAAAUGUUUCCGCUCUACAGCAGCUCCGCAUGGAGUCGUUUUUACAUGUAAUUCAUGCAGAGAAAGAUGUCGCUUCGACAUUGAUUUGACUGAUACAACAGGCACGGUCACUGCUUCCAUUUUUGGUGAAUUAGCUGAAACUUUGCUUACUUUCACCGCACUUGAAGCAAUGGACCACUUCACUCAGAACAUUGAACUUCCCUUAGAAAAAACUCAUGCUGAGCUGAAACAGAAGCUUUUUCUAGCUCAUAUAAGACCUGUUCAGUCUCAACUGGCCGAUGCAAAGCAGCGUUACACAAUUAUAUAUUAUUGUGAAACUACUGACCACUUGGAAUCUGAGUUGCUAGAUAUCCAAGAAAUGCCUGAUAAUGUUUUGACCUAUAAUGAAACUGCAAACAGUGCUUCAAUUGCUUCAGUAAACGAAGGUUCUUCUUCAAGAGUUAAAUCAUGCCUUGCUAAAAGAUUUGAAGAGUCAAAAGGUGACUACUCAUCUGCAUCGCCUCUUGAAGCUGCCAAUUCGCCUAAGAGAGCCAAAUUAUCUUAA
Coffea eugenioides is the source of this 1533-nucleotide messenger RNA. Its product is annotated as replication protein A 70 kDa DNA-binding subunit B-like. The record is from RefSeq and is a predicted model, not a curated record. Gene Ontology annotation, cellular component: nucleus. The transcript has 12 exons. Lineage: Eukaryota; Viridiplantae; Streptophyta; Magnoliopsida; Gentianales; Rubiaceae. Bases 1 to 1533 code for a protein of 510 amino acids. Gene Ontology annotation, biological process: DNA recombination; DNA repair; DNA replication. Gene Ontology annotation, molecular function: DNA binding.